AUGUACGAAGGGAUUGACAACUUGAAAUCCCUUUACGACCGUGCCGGGAAGACUUUCUCCGGCGGUCCUUCUGCAGUACAGGAUGUGCCGCGUCGUACGGCUCGACCGGACCCAGUACGUCAAUCACCAAUUGGGAGCGGGGCUCCCAAGUAUCCCAAGACGGGUGAUAACCGCGCCACCGGACGAGGUAACUCGUCCAACGUCCGUUCACAUCGCGGUGGUUCAACAGCCGCUCAAUCAGAUAGCGCUGGCCACCGCGAGAGUCCUCUAAUGGAGGUGGAGGAGGCCAAAGGAAGACGCUCUCCAAGCUAUCGUGGGGGAGCGUGUGUUCCCGAGAGCUUCUUUGAUCGCGUAACUCUUGCGUUACGCGGCGAUCUCGAGCAUGAGCGGGACAGGCGUCUCCACCUGGCGGACACUGUCUCGAAGCAUCGAGCUGAGUUUGCCUUUGCUCAGCUUGAGAACAAGAGAGCUCUGACAUCUCUGCGUGACGAGCUAAGGGUAGCUCGUGUGGAUAUUGACCGGUCUCGGGCUGAGAUAACUGCUCUUCAGACCCUUGUCGAUGGCCACCAUCGGGAGCACAAUGCUCUUUGUGAGAUGCUUGAGAGCAAGGGCGUUCUUCAUCGGAAGAAGCAGCGUACUGAUGGUACGGCUUAA
Molecule: messenger RNA, 654 nt
Organism: Peronospora matthiolae
Lineage: Eukaryota; Oomycota; Peronosporomycetes; Peronosporales; Peronosporaceae
Source: the annotation of a GenBank genome assembly